AUGCAUCAAAGUACUCUCCGAAAUACUGUGGUUUGGGCCCUGAUCACAGUGGGGCUUGCAGCUACGAUCUCCAAGAGAGAUGAAGAGCCUGAAAACACUAUUGCUGAUGGACACAUUUCUCACCCUACAGCAUUCGGCCAUAAGGCUGUUCUCCACGCCCAACAGUAUGCAUCACACAGAAGUCCUACCAGUUGCGUCAAGGGAGAGGUGUUCGAUCGAGUUUUUAACAUCUGGUUUGAGAAUACUGAUUACGAGACUGCUAUUGCAGACCCAAACUUCAAAUACUUCGCAGAGAUGGGUAUUACAUUGACAAACUACCUAGCGGUAACACAUCCAAGUGAACCAAAUUACCUCGCAUCCAGUGCAGGUGAUUAUUUCGGUCUCGAUGGUGACCCAUUUACUACUGUUCCUACCAACGUUUCCUCUAUAGUCGAUCUCCUCGAAGACAAGGGAAUCACUUGGGCUGAGUACCAGGAAGAUAUGCCAUAUACUGGUUUUCAAGGUAUGGAGUGGCGCAACGAAGUGACCGGUGCCGAUGCAUAUGUUCGCAAGCACAACCCUGAAGUCCUCUUCAACAAUGUCGUUAACAAGCCCGAACGUCUUCAAUUGAUCAAGAACCAGACCUUAUUCCACCAAGAUGUUGCUGCAAACACACUGCCCCAAUGGAUCUUCUUUACCCCCAACAUGACCUCCGACGCUCACGAUAGCUCCGUCACCGUCGCAGGCGAGUAUCUCUACAACCUCCUUAACCCCCUCCUUACCAAUCCUCACUUCAUGAACAACACUCUUGUCGUCAUCACCUUCGAUGAAAACGAGGUCUACUCCCGUCAAAAUCGUGUUCUUACUAUCCUCCUCGGUGACGUCGUUCCGAAGCACCUCCACAACACCACCGACGACACUUACUACAACCAUUACUCUAAAAUCUCCACCGUCGAAGCCAACUGGGGACUCCACACCCUUGGUCGCUACGACGUUGGCGCUAAUGUCUUCAAGUUCAUUGCCGAGAAGACCGGCGACAAGCUUCGCAGCUGGACUCACGGCCUCCUCGAGACCCGCUACUUCAACCACAGUUAUCCUGGUUUCCUUGCCGCGUCAGUUGGAUGGGCACCCCAGCCCGUGCCAAACACCAAGUUGGUGGUUAAUAAGCGAACCGUCUUGCCUGCUAUCAAGAAGUACUGGGGAGGACAGGAUGCGGAUUCCAAGUAUCAAGGACAGUUGGAGAUCCCUGAUGGAUACAACCACUAA
This is a messenger RNA of Botrytis byssoidea, 1245 nucleotides long. RefSeq lists its product as uncharacterized. Gene Ontology annotation, biological process: phospholipid catabolic process. The transcript is spliced from 4 exons. The record is from RefSeq and is a predicted model, not a curated record. Gene Ontology annotation, molecular function: hydrolase activity, acting on ester bonds. NCBI's taxonomy places the organism in Eukaryota, Fungi, Ascomycota, Leotiomycetes, Helotiales, Sclerotiniaceae. The coding region runs from base 1 to 1245 and encodes 414 amino acids.